Messenger RNA from Glycine soja, 2492 nucleotides. RefSeq names its product probable inactive purple acid phosphatase 9. Bases 129 to 2117 code for a protein of 662 amino acids. The record is from RefSeq and is a predicted model, not a curated record. Lineage: Eukaryota; Viridiplantae; Streptophyta; Magnoliopsida; Fabales; Fabaceae. The transcript is spliced from 2 exons. Gene Ontology annotation, molecular function: metal ion binding; acid phosphatase activity.
UAUUUCACAUCCCAUGCCCUUAUCAAAGGAAUGAAUCAAUAAUCAAACAUUCAUGAUUCAACAAUGAAGAAUUGAUUCAAUUCAUAGUCUCAAUCUUCCAAAUUUAUCACAGAUCCAAAUCCACCACCAUGAUUCCCGAUCUACCCCUCCCCUUCCUCUUCUCCUUAUUCAUCAUCUUCUUCCACCUCGCUGAAUCCAAACCCUCCCUCACCGCCACGCCAACCACCCUCCCAGCCUCCGGCGCCACCGUCAAUCUCCGCUGGUCCGGCAUCCCUUCCCCCUCCGACCUCGACUUCCUCGCCAUCUAUUCCCCUCCGACCUCCCCGCACGACAACUUCAUCGGAUACCUCUUCCUCUCGCAGUCCGCCACGUGGCGCACCGGCUCCGGCAACCUCUCCCUCCCCCUCGUCGACCUCCGCUCCAACUACUCCUUCCGCAUCUUCAGCUGGACCCGCGCCGAGAUCAACCCCAAGCGCCAGGACCACGAUCACAACCCUCUCCCGGUCACACGCCACCUCCUCGCGUUUUCGGAGGAGGUCUCCUUCGCCCCUCACCGUGGGCCCCAACAGAUCCACCUGGCGUUCGUUGGGGCCCACGGCAAGGAGGAGGAUAUGCGCGUGAUGUACAUCACGCGCGAUCCGAGAGAAACCUACGUAAGGUACGGGGAGAGGGAGGAUAAGCUUGAUGGGAUUGCGGUCGCACGUGUGGAGAGGUACGAGAGGGAGCACAUGUGCGACGCGCCUGCCAACACGAGUGUUGGGUGGAGGGACCCUGGGUUUAUCCACGACGCCGUUCUCAUAGGUUUGAAGAAGGGACAGAGGUAUUAUUACAAGGUUGGAAAUGAUAACGGAGGUUGGAGUGCAACUCAAAGUUUUGUGUCGAGGAAUAGUGAUUCAGACGAAACAAUAGCUUUCCUGUUUGGUGACAUGGGAACAGCUGUACCAUACAAUACGUUUCUGCGAACGCAGGAUGAAAGCAUAUCAACCAUGAAGUGGAUCCUCCGUGAUGUUGAAGCUCUAGGCGACAAGCCAGCCUUUGUGUCGCACAUUGGAGACAUUAGUUAUGCAAGAGGUUAUUCCUGGUUGUGGGACCAUUUUUUUGCCCAGAUUGAACCUGUUGCCUCCCAAGUGGCAUACCAUGUUUGCAUUGGCAAUCAUGAGUAUGACUGGCCUUUGCAGCCAUGGAAACCUGAUUGGGCCAGUUAUGGAAAAGAUGGGGGUGGUGAGUGUGGUGUGCCUUACAGUUUAAGGUUUAACAUGCCCGGAAACUCUUCAGAACUCACUGGAAAUGCUGCAGCCCCACCAACUAGGAAUCUUUAUUACUCAUUUGAUAUGGGAGCAGUACACUUUGUGUAUAUUUCCACGGAGACCAAUUUUGUUCCUGGGAGCAAACAGUACGACUUCUUGAAGCAUGAUUUGGAAUCGGUUAACAGGAGCAAGACUCCUUUUGUGGUGGUGCAAGGGCACAGGCCCAUGUACACUACCAGCCAUGAAAAUAGGGAUGCUGCUUUAAGAGGAAAGAUGCUUGAGCACUUGGAACCUCUGUUGGUGAAUAACAAUGUGACACUUGCCCUUUGGGGUCAUGUUCAUAGAUACGAGAGAUUUUGUCCACUGAAUAACUUCACUUGUGGUGUUAAUGCGGGUCACAAUGCAGGGGACAAAAAAGGAUAUACUGUUCACAUUGUGAUCGGCAUGGCAGGGCAAGACUGGCAACCUGUCUGGGAACCAAGGCCAGACCAUCCCGAUGAUCCAAUCUUUCCACAGCCAAAAUGGUCUCUGUACCGCGGAGGCGAGUUUGGGUACACAAGACUCGUCGCUACAAAGCAGAAGCUCGUGCUUUCUUAUGUGGGAAACCAUGACGGUGAGGUGCAUGAUCAGUUGGAAAUUCUGGCAUCUGGGGAAGUUGUCAGUGGUGACGGAGGCUGUAGUAUUGCUGAUGCUAAUUCUAAAGCUGGAAAUGUGAUUGUGGAAUCCACAUUGUCUUGGUAUGUCAAGGGAGGAAGUGUGCUGCUGCUUGGUGCAUUCAUGGGUUACGUUUUUGGUUACGUUACAAGUGCAAGGAAGAAGUCUGAGGUGCCAGAGAGCAAUUGGACUCCGGUGAAGACUGAGGAAACUUGAACUGUAUAUUACAGUUACUGUUUACCAAAUUUUCAAGUAGGUCAUGAAGGUUCACAGAAAAGAAAAACAAGAUGGCAUGAAGGUUUUGAAUUGUGAGAUUUCCACUCGUUUUUGUUUGAUUAAGACACCUAAGCUGUCACCUCAUAUACUUGAGGACUUAUCUUUGUAUAUAUGCAUUUUUUUUUCUUGCUUAAUUAUUUCUUUUAAGGCAUUUCAUAUAGGAACUUGUGUUGUUGUACAUUAUUCAAGGUAAUAUGAUCUGUUGGAUGAGACCAUACACUAUUGUAACAAAGAAAAAAAAGUGUUAGAUUUGAUUGUACUAUUGAUACACAAACUUUGAUGUCGCAAUAGGAAUUACCCAAUUUGAUCAUUAAA